ACCCCAGCCAUCGCCAUUGACUAUCAGUCUCACUGCCACCAUGCUGGCCUCCGGGCUGCUUCUGGUGGCCUUGCUGGCCUGCCUGACUGUGAUGGCAUUGCUGUCUGUCUGGCGGCAGAGGAAGAUCUGGGGGAAGCUGCCUCCAGGACCUACCCCACUGCCCUUCCUUGGGAACUACCUGCAGCUGAACACAGAGCAGAUGUACAACUCCCUCAUGAAGAUCAGCGAGCGCUAUGGCCCCGUGUUCACCGUCCACCUGGGGCCCCGGCGGGUCGUGGUGCUGUGCGGGUAUGACGCCGUGAAGGAGGCCCUGGUGGACCAGGCUGAGGAGUUCAGCGGGAGAGGCGAGCAGGCCACCUUCGACUGGCUCUUCAAAGGCUAUGGCGUGGCGUUCAGCAACGGCGAGCGCGCCAAGCAGCUGCGGCGCUUCUCCAUCACCACGCUGCGGGACUUCGGCGUGGGCAAGCGCGGCAUCGAGGAGCGCAUCCAGGAGGAGGCGGGCUUCCUCAUCGAGGCGUUCAGGGCCACGCGCGGCGCCCUCGUGGAUCCCACCUUCUUCCUGAGCCAAGCCUUCUGCAACGUCAUUAGCACUGUUGCCUUUGGGGACCGCUUCCACUAUGAGAACAAAGAGCUGCUGUCACUGCUGGGUAUGAUGAAGGGCAGCCUUGAGUUCACAGCUACAUCUGCGGGACAGCUCUAUGAGAUGUUCUAUUCAGUGAUGAAACACCUGCCAGGACCACCACAGGCCUUUAAGGAGCUGCAAGGACUGGAAGACUUCAUAGCCAAGAAGGUUGGCAGCCACAACCAGCGCACACUGGAUCCCAUCCCACGGGACUUCAUCGACUCCUUCCUCAUCCGCAUGCAGGAGGAGAAGAAGAACCCCAACACGGAGUUCUACAUGAAGAACCUGGUGCUGACCACGCUGAACCUCUUCUUCGCGGGCACGGAGACCGUCAGCACAACCCUGCGCUAUGGCUUCCUGCUGCUCAUGAAACACCCGGAUGUGGAGGCCAAGGUCCAUGAGGAGAUUGACCGGGUCAUCGGCAAGAACCGGCAGCCCAAGUUCGAGGACCGGGCCAAAAUGCCCUACACGGAGGCAGUGAUCCAUGAGAUCCAAAGAUUUGGGGACAUGAUCCCCAUGGGCCUGGCCCGCAGGGUCACCAAGGACACCAAGUUUCGGGACUUCUUCCUCCCCAAGGGCACCGAAGUGUUCCCUAUGCUGGGCUCCGUGCUCAGAGACCCCAAGUUCUUCUCCAACCCCCGAGAUUUUAAUCCCCAGCACUUCCUGGACGAGAAGGGGCAGUUUAAGAAGAGUGACGCUUUUGUGCCCUUCUCCAUUGGAAAGCGCUACUGCUUUGGAGAAGGCCUGGCUCGGAUGGAGCUCUUCCUCUUCCUCACCACCAUCCUGCAGAACUUCCGCUUCCAGUCCCCGCAGUCGCCUGAGGACAUCGACGUGUCCCCCAAGCACGUGGGCUUUGCCACCAUCCCAAGAAACUACACCAUGAGUUUCUUGCCUCGCUGAGCGCUGAGCUAGGGCUGUGUGGGGGCAGGGCUCAUGGGCGGGGCUUAUGGGGAG
Messenger RNA from Microcebus murinus (gray mouse lemur), 1576 nucleotides. RefSeq names its product cytochrome P450 family 2 subfamily A member 13, pseudogene (gene CYP2A13P). Lineage: Eukaryota; Metazoa; Chordata; Mammalia; Primates; Cheirogaleidae. Gene Ontology annotation, molecular function: heme binding; oxidoreductase activity, acting on paired donors, with incorporation or reduction of molecular oxygen, reduced flavin or flavoprotein as one donor, and incorporation of one atom of oxygen; arachidonate epoxygenase activity. Gene Ontology annotation, biological process: xenobiotic metabolic process; coumarin metabolic process; epoxygenase P450 pathway. Gene Ontology annotation, cellular component: cytoplasm; intracellular membrane-bounded organelle. The record is from RefSeq and is a predicted model, not a curated record.